GAUUGUGUGGUUCUGAUGGAGCUCCCUUUGAGCAAGAGGAACUCGCCAGCGCUGAGAUUAGCGGAUUUGGCAACGGCUCAAGCCAAGCCUCUUCAGAAUAUGACAGGCUUCCCGGCGCUGGCCAGCCCGCCUGCCCACUCCCAACUUCGCGCCUUAACCACGCACCUCUGCCCUCGGGACCUAGGCGCUGACCCCGGCGUGGCCAACACUCCACUGGGACCCGAGCACAUGGCCCAGGCCAGCGCACUCCGACUCAGCCCUCCCUCCCAGGCGCUCCGGGCACAGCCUGAGGGUCCCGCGGUCACCAACCGCUCAGCAGCUGCCGCUGCGCACCCCGGAGCCUGCACCUAUUCUGGUGGCGGGGGCAGCAGCAGUGUGCUGCCCUCCGCGCCACCGCCCCCAGCCCCUCCUCUUCCUCCCUCCCCUUCACCCCCUUCCCCUCCCCCUCCUCCUCCUCCUGCCCUCUCGGGCUACACCACCACCAACAGUGGCGGCGGCGGCAGCAGCGGCAAAGGCCACAGCAGGGACUUCGUCCUCCGGAGGGACCUUUCCGCCACGGCCCCCGCGGCGCCCACGCACGGGGCUCCGCUCGGAGGGGAGCAGCGGUCCGGCAUCGGCUCCCCCCAGCACCCGACCCCGUCUCCCCACUCGGCCGGCAUGUUCAUCUCUGCCAGCGGCACCUACGCGGGCCCGGACGGCAGCGGCGGCGGGGGUCCCGCGCUCUUUCCUGCGCUGCACGACGUGCCGGGAGCGCCUGGCAGCCACCAGCACCCGCUCAACGGCCAAAUGCGCCUGGGGUUGGCGGCAGCGGCCGCAGCCGCCGCAGCAGAAUUGUACGGCCGCGCGGAACCACCCUUUGCGCCGCGUUCUGGCGAAGCGCACUACGGGGCGGUGGCGGCCGCUGCAGCAGCUGCCCUACACGGCUACGGAGCUGUGAACUUAAACCUGAAUCUGGCGGCGGCCGCGGCUGCAGCCGCGGCGGCCGGGCCGGGACCCCACCUGCAGCACCACGCGCCGCCCCCGGCGCCGCCGCCGCCGCCGGCUCCAGCGCAGCAUCCGCACCAGCACCACCCCCACCUUCCUGGAGCUGCUGGGGCCUUCCUGCGCUACAUGCGGCAGCCAAUCAAGCAGGAGCUCAUCUGCAAGUGGAUCGACCCGGAGGAGCUGGCCCGGCAGCCGCAGCCGCAGCCACCACCGCCCCCGGCCGGCGGCUCCAAGCCCUGCUCCAAAACUUUCGGCACCAUGCACGAGCUAGUGAACCACGUCACUGUGGAGCACGUGGGCGGCCCGGAACAGAGCAGCCACGUCUGCUUCUGGGAGGACUGUCCGCGCGAGGGCAAGCCCUUCAAGGCCAAAUACAAGCUGAUCAACCACAUCCGCGUGCAUACGGGCGAGAAGCCCUUUCCCUGUCCCUUCCCGGGCUGCGGCAAGGUCUUCGCGCGCUCCGAGAACCUCAAGAUCCACAAGCGCACUCAUACAGGAGAAAAGCCUUUCAAAUGUGAAUUUGAUGGCUGUGACAGGAAGUUUGCCAAUAGCAGUGAUAGAAAGAAACAUUCUCAUGUCCACACCAGUGACAAGCCAUAUUACUGCAAGAUUCGUGGCUGUGACAAAUCUUAUACUCACCCAAGCUCUCUGAGGAAGCACAUGAAGAUUCAUUGCAAGUCCCCACCACCUUCUCCAGGAGCCCUUGGUUAUUCAUCAACGGGGACUCCAGUGGGUGCUCCCUUGUCCCCGGUGCUGGACCCAAGCAGGAAUCACUCUAGCACUCUAUCCCCUCAGGUGACCAACCUCAAUGAGUGGUAUGUUUGCCAGGCCAGUGGAGCCCCCAGCCACCUCCAUACACCUUCUAGCAACGGAACCUCUUCUGAGUCUGAAGAUGAGGAGAUGUAUGGGAACUCUGAAGUAGUGCGGACGAUACAUUAGAAUUUAUUCAUAAUAAUAACAAGUCAAAUAAUAAGUGGGAGUCCUUGGACCAUAUCCUAACGUGAGACAAUGCCGAGCCUGAGAAAAUCCAUGACUCAGACUUGCCACCGAGUCUAAUUAGCCUUAUUUAUUUAGUAUGAAACCCCAUGGUGUUUUUACAUUUAGUUAAUUUAAUUAAGAUAUUUGGGCUUUUUUCCCCCUAAAAAACAAAGAAACAAAACUAACCAAGCUGGACUUACACAUUGCAGAGGGACAGGGCUGGGAGCACAAUGUACCAAGAAAAAUAAAUGGAGAAAUCAAUUAAUUGAGAGAUACACUGCCAAUGCAAUAUAUGUAUUUUUUCAAAGGUGAGAGACAGAACACUCAACACAGUAACAAGGCCCUCUGCAUUUCCUAGAGUGCCUUGCAAAUGCCUUUGACACCAUAAUCUGGGCUUCUUUGGAGCCUCUUAGUUGCCUCCUUGGGUCCUAAUUCUGCGAAGUCCUCUUGAUUGUAAACCAUACACUUGCUGCAUUGCCAACAGAUCAUGGGCUGUACCUGUGUUCAAAAAUAUUUGUCAUUUCAUUUCCACUUUUAUUACUGAUAAUAUCUAAACAGUAUUUUUAUACAGGAUUAUUUAGUACCCUGCUUGUAUGAUUUAAAGAAAAAGAUGCAGCAACCUUAAUACAUCUCCAUUGUGCUACUGUGAUGGUUCAAACAAAAGUGGAGAUAAGAAAAAGCUGCUGCAAUAGACAAAUGUGAAACUGGUAUUUUAUAAAAUAGAAGAAAUUCAAGUGCUUGUCUUUUCCUGUUUUUUUCUUUUAUCUGAAAUCACAGGUGCUGCCUCUUUACUAUGCUCAAACUUCUUGUGUAAUAAAGACAUUAUAGUUUAGGUCAUAAGUUCUUUGGGAUACUAAAAUUAAUAGGCAAGUCUAAGGAGAAGUGAUGUUGGCAAUAUGCCUAUUUUUUUUGAAAACUUGUUUUAAAUACAGGCCAAUCCCUCUUUUAUACUCUUAUAUCAGCCUUUUAAAAAGCCUUUAUUUUUUGAUGACUGAAAGUACAUUUUAACACAAUUUCUUUCCCCUGAGCACUGAACACACCAAACUCUAUCCCAUUUGAAAAUUAUAGUGUGUGAAGUAUAUGAUUUACAUUUAGGAAAUUGCUAUACAUAGUUUAAUUUUUUAAAUGUUUGUAGUUACCACCAAACAUUGAUGAAUGUUUGACCUUUGCCAGAACUGUCAAGCUAGGAAAAAAAAAGGUCAAGCACCUAGGACAAUAACUCUUAAUCCAUUUAUUUUCAGGUGGUACAGCACAUCUCUUGUGCAAAUGUAGUCUAUCAUAAACAUACAAAUAUACUAAAGAGCACUAAUUUAUACUCAAAGACCCUGAAGACAUCCCCUCCCCAGGGUUUGUAGUAACCUGUUUCGUGUACUGUGAGUGGUUGAUGUAGUCUUAUCAUUGUUAAUGACUUGUAUGUGAAACUAUUUGUACAGUUGAAUUAAUUUAUUUUCAGACAUCCUUUUUUUUUCUUUCCUGGAAGAGUUCAAAGCACACCAAAGAAUUAUAUUGUACAUUUUGGUGAAAGAUUGUUUAUGACCCAUGGUUUAUUUAAAAAAAGGAGAGAAAAUGGAAAAAUAUAUUUUUAAACGUACUUGAAUGAACAACGUAAUGUGAAAACCGGGACUCUUCCUGCAUGUCUGUUUUGCAUUGUGUUGAAAUUAUAUAUAGUUUAUAGAUAUAUUACUAGUACAGUGCAUGGUGCUGUCACUUUGAAAGCCUUUCAAUGUCUUCAAAUUGUUGUGAAUAUGAA
Phyllostomus hastatus (greater spear-nosed bat) is the source of this 3712-nucleotide messenger RNA. It is a transcript of the gene ZIC5, whose product is annotated as Zic family member 5. Gene Ontology annotation, biological process: regulation of transcription by RNA polymerase II; central nervous system development. Bases 16 to 1923 code for a protein of 635 amino acids. The record is from RefSeq and is a predicted model, not a curated record. Gene Ontology annotation, molecular function: DNA-binding transcription factor activity, RNA polymerase II-specific; RNA polymerase II cis-regulatory region sequence-specific DNA binding. The transcript is spliced from 2 exons. Lineage: Eukaryota; Metazoa; Chordata; Mammalia; Chiroptera; Phyllostomidae. Gene Ontology annotation, cellular component: nucleus.